Messenger RNA from Habropoda laboriosa, 500 nucleotides. RefSeq names its product cytochrome c oxidase subunit 4 isoform 1, mitochondrial-like. Gene Ontology annotation, biological process: mitochondrial electron transport, cytochrome c to oxygen. Bases 75 to 500 code for a protein of 141 amino acids. The record is from RefSeq and is a predicted model, not a curated record. The transcript is spliced from 4 exons. NCBI's taxonomy places the organism in Eukaryota, Metazoa, Arthropoda, Insecta, Hymenoptera, Apidae.
GUAAGCGCUGGCAUCACUGCCUGGUAGUAGCCAUAUUGCUUUUCUUUGGGUUAGGAUCGUUGCAGAAACACACAAUGGCAAAUAAGAUAUUGCUAUCACGCUUUCAACAAAGUAUGCCAAUGUGUAUUCGUGGGAUAGUAGAAGUGCAUGGACUGCCUAAUAAAAUUGGUAAUAGAGAGGUAGUGGGUUAUGGAUAUAAUGGAGAAGAAACUUACUUAGAUCGAGUUGAUUAUCCCAUGCCUGCUAUUCGUUUCAUGCCAUCCUCUUCAGAUAUCAUGGCAUUGCGUGAAAAAGAAAAAGGUGAUUGGAAGAAAUUAUCACUAGAGGAAAAGAAAGCAUUAUACAGAGCCAGUUACCGUCAAACAUUCAGUGAAUUCCAAGCCCCAACAGGGGCAUGGAAGGGAAAUGUAGGAGUAGCAUUGUUAGGUGUAUCCUUUAGUAUUUGGUUAUUUAUGACCUUCAAAUUAUUUGAACCAUCUUUGUUUUUGGCAGCAUUAUAA